UCUCACCAGACAUAGUGUUCUUGUAAAAAGGGAAUUUGGAAGCCCACAAGGAAUCAUAUUUGGGCCCAUAUUGGGCUCCACGAAGAAGCCUGAGGACGGUAACGUGGCGGUUUUUAGGGUUUGGGUAAAUCUGAUCCAAAUUGCAGUUACUUGUCUAGUAACAGAGUUUGGGAGGGAGCUCUCUCUCUCUCUCUCUCUGUUUGGGUUUUAUUCUCUGUCAUAGAUCUCCACUGGGGUACUGCUUCUAUCUUCUUUACUAUUUCAACGUCGUAAUUCAUCCAAAUCCUCAGAACCCAUUCUUUGGGAGUGGUGAGCAUAUUUUGUUUAUCUGCUUCCUACAACAGUACCCAAUUCCAUCAUACUAAUUGCCUAAGUACCCAAUUGUGUUUCUUACUCCAUGCCUGCUAUGAUGAAGAACUCUGAAGGCAAUCACAUUGGGAAUGUGUUCAACAAGUUGCUCAAGGAUAUAGGAAGCCCUGUUGAUUUUAGGCUCCCUGAUUACUUAUAUAAAACAAGACUAUUUCCAACAUAUACUUUUAUAAAGCGCAAUAUAUAUCUCACCAAGAAAAAGAAGAUUAAAAGACGACUAGAAGAUGAUGGUAUAUUCUGUUCAUGCGGUCCUUCACCAGAAUCUUCGGUGUGCGGUAGAGAUUGUCACUGUGGAAUGCUUCUGUCUAGCUGCUCAUCAGGUUGUAAAUGUGAUAGUUCCUGCAUUAACAAACCAUUCCAGAACCGAACUGUGAAGAAAAUGAAACUUGUGCAGACUGAGAAAUGUGGUUAUGGAAUUGUGGCCGAUGAAGAUAUAAGUCAAGGAGAGUUUGUUAUAGAAUAUGUUGGAGAAGUUAUCGAUGAUAAAACUUGUGAAGCAAGGCUUUGGAAUAUGAAACACCGUGGAGAAACAAAUUUUUACUUGUGUGAGAUUAACCGAGAUAUGGUUAUUGAUGCCACUUACAAGGGAAACAAGUCAAGAUAUAUUAAUCAUAGCUGUUGUCCCAAUACCGAGAUGCAAAAAUGGAUAAUUGAUGGUGAAACAAGAAUUGGCAUAUUUGCGACACGUGACAUAAAGAAGGGCGAGCAUCUCACCUAUGAUUAUCAGUUUGUGCAAUUUGGUGCAGAUCAAGAUUGCCAUUGUGGUGCAGUAGGCUGCAGACGAAAAUUGGGUGUAAGACCAACCAAACCUAAAAUGUCAUCGGAUGCUGCAUUGAAACUAGUAGCAUGCCAGGUUGCUGUGUCUUCACCCAAAUUAAAGGCAAUUUUAUCUGCAAAUGAUGUUUACCAGAACGGAGACCUGCAUAUAGGAAGUUCCCGGCGUGGUCUUAAGCAAGGAAGUUGUUCUUACAAUUGCAUUGGUCGAGUGGUUAUGAUAAGUCACCCUAUGGAUACUAGGUCAUUUGGGAUUAUUAAACGGUUUGAUCAAUAUUCCAAAAAACACUUGAUCAUGUAUGAAGAUGGUGUUAGUGAAUUUCUUGACAUGUCAAAGGUAGACUGGGAACUUUUACCACAAUAAUGGCGAGUACAAAUGCUUGGCUUUUUUUCCCCUCGUGCUUUGAGGAUUGAAGGGCUUUGUUGAAGCAAAAACAUCAUGGAUGAUAUGUAUCCAUCGUAACGUGUUUGAGUCCAUAUCACGUGAUGUUGUCUAUGUCUGUGUUGAGCAUUCUAUUUUUGCUGGAAUAGCAACCCAAGUUUGUGAAGCUUGGUAUAGGCAUAUGGAUCUCUUCUGUGGUGUAAAACUGGAGGAAUGUAGGCUUGGAGAAUUUGUAACAAUGUACCAAUAUUGAUACCCUGUUGCUGACUGCUGAAGUGUUUGUUAGUCUCAUAAAGCAGUGUAUUUUUGUCCUAGAAGAAUGCUAUUGUAUUAAAUCAUUAUUUUUCAUACCAACUGUUCAUACCAAGUAAACUCUUCUUGCUUC
Humulus lupulus (European hop) is the source of this 1910-nucleotide messenger RNA. RefSeq names its product histone-lysine N-methyltransferase ASHH3. The transcript is spliced from 13 exons. Gene Ontology annotation, cellular component: nucleus; chromatin. Gene Ontology annotation, molecular function: protein binding; histone H3K36 methyltransferase activity. The record is from RefSeq and is a predicted model, not a curated record. Gene Ontology annotation, biological process: regulation of DNA-templated transcription. NCBI's taxonomy places the organism in Eukaryota, Viridiplantae, Streptophyta, Magnoliopsida, Rosales, Cannabaceae. Bases 398 to 1507 code for a protein of 369 amino acids.